Molecule: messenger RNA, 249 nt
Organism: Glarea lozoyensis ATCC 20868
Lineage: Eukaryota; Fungi; Ascomycota; Leotiomycetes; Helotiales; Helotiaceae
Exons: 2
Coding region: 1-249 (82 amino acids)
Source: RefSeq, a predicted model, not a curated record
AUGGCCACAUACCCAAGAGAAACUCCGGGAGGUAUAGCAGAACUCCUAGCUCAGCAGACGGGUUUCGACUACGAUGCGCACGCGUUGACGAAUUAUUGGAAACGAAACAGCCGUCGGAUCAUUGCCGCCAUCUAUAUCAACGGUGUCGAAAGUAGCCACGAAGCGAUGUAUAUAGAGAUGAGUAGCCGUGUAGAGAUGAUUCUUGUCGGCGGACACAAGGUCACUUCAUUGGCUAGGCAUGUAAAGUAG